CUUAGAACACAUUCUAGAACAAUUAUAGUAAAUUAUAAUAUUUAAAGAUUCUAAAUUUUAUUUAUGGAUUGAUAAAGUUAAUCUUUUUAGGUAGUGCGUGUCUAAGUAGCAGUUUUUACGUUUGUUUUAUAUUAAAUGUAAUUUCAAUAAAUUUAUUUUCCUCUUCAAUAGUAUGUCGACAAACUUUGUUGUUAAUAUUUCGACAAAAAAUUUUCCUCAACUCAAUAUGUCAUUAGAGCAUAGAUAUUCAAUGAGACAUUUUUUGCAACGUAUGUAUUCACUAUCGCUCAUGUAUUUUCUACAGGAUUAAAUUCGUAGUGAUAUGGCGGUAAACGGAGUCUAAUAUGACCGUGCUGUUAUAGUAUUUCAUCUAUCUUUACAAAUCUCGUCUUAUUUUGCUUCACUGGUGGUAGGACUUCGUGCAAGCUCGUCUAGGUAGGUACCACAUACUCAUCAGAUAUUCUAUCGCAAAACAGCAGUAUUUGGUAUUGUUGUGUUCCGGUUUGAAGGGUGAGUGAGCUAGUGUAAUUACAGGCACAAGGGACGUAUCAUCUAAGUUCUCAAGGUUGGUGUAGCGCAUUGGCAAUGUAAGCGAUGGUUAACAUUAAUUACGAUGCCUAUGUCUAUGGGUGUUGGUGACCACUUACCAUUAGGUGACCCAUAUGCUCGUUCGCUUACCUUUACUAUAAAUAAAAGAAUCAGUUGAUAUAACUGAGGCUUAAGCUUACAUUUAGCUUAAGUUUUGCUUAACUUUUUAGCUUAAGUUAAUCAUUUAUUUUUAUAAUGAAUUUUCGAGCUAUAAUUACAAUUCGGUGCAGGAUUUUUAAUUGAAUUUUAAUGGCAUGGCACUUCUAACGCUACUUAUGCGAGAGUUCAAGACACGUGGUAGCACAAACUUAUUUAUUCCGCAUUCCGCAAAAACGUCUCUAAGUUUAGUUACCUGUCUUGUAAUUAUCUAUAAAAUAUAUUUAACAGGGCUAUGCCAGAAGGCUAUAUUUGGCUAGGAUCUAGGUAUUUUUAUAUAAGUAUCCUGGAAAAAUAGUGUCUUAAUAUACAGGAGAUUUUCGAGCUACAAUUACUCCUCAAAUGUCGCUGUAGACGCUUUUUAAAUGCGCAACAAUUUCAAUUCCAAGGCAAUUUUCUUUCUAUCUUGUUUAUACGUAAUCAUGCAGUACGUAGCCAGACCAGCUGUAGUUGUUCAAACGUAUUUCCGUUUUCACUGCAACUUUUUUAUUAUCGCAGUCGUGGCGUCAUAAUUGAAUCGGAUUGCUCUUCAGGAUUAGGUAAAUGUAAUUACUCAUGUAAACGCACCCUUACGUAACAUAUUUACAUCAAAUAUGCUUGUGGUACGCCUAUUAUUUAGGUUCUUAAUUUAAAAAGUAGGCAAAGCUCUAAUGACAUUGAAGUUUUGACAGUCAAAUUUAGAUUAAAAAUUGGAUAACAAUAUAAAAAUUUUUGUACAAGUAAAUAAAGUAAAAAAAUAAUUAUUCCCGUUAAAAAAUAAAGUGAAGCUAUGAAACUAAAAUCCAAUAACGUUUGACGAAAAUAUUUACCAAAAUGGAAAAUGAUGUGGAGUUCGACGAAUUUUGUGAUCCUAACAACCCUAGAAAAAUCAAAUAUGACGAUAUUUUGGCUGCUUCGCGUCGCAUUGUUGGGACUAUUGUCAAAACACCUUGCACGAGAGCUCACAUGUCAGAUAAACUAAAUAUGGAAAUAUAUUUAAAACAAGAGUUUAUGCAGUAUACAGGCUGUUUUAAGGAACGUGGUGUUCGAAAUACAUUACUAUUAUUGUCGGAGGAACAGAAAAAGAUUGGUGUGAUAUCAGCAUCAACUGGUAAUCAUGGGUUAUCUAUGAGCUACCAUACUACACAGCUUGGCAUUCCUUGCAUCGUCGUGAUGCCAACUCGAGCGCCAAUAACCAAACUCACAAAAUGUCAAUCAUUCGGCGCCAAAACACUGCUGCAUGGUGAAAACAUGGCUGAAGCUAAACAUUAUGCUAUGUCUUUAUCCAAAGAGAAAAAGUUAUAUUACGUCAAUGGAUACGAUCAUCCCUAUGUGAUUGAAGGACAAGGCACUAUAGGAAUUGAAAUUAUAGAACAAGUCCCGGAUGUAGAUGCUGUUUUAAUACCUGUGGGUGGGGGCAGCCUUCUGACUGGCAUCGCGAUUGCUGUAAAACACCUUAAGCCUGAUACCGAAAUUUAUGGUAUACAAACCGAAAAAACAUAUAGUAUGGUAGAGGCGUUAAAGAGAAACGAAAGAGUAAGAAUAACCAUAGAUUCCACGUUAGCUGAUGGUCUGGCAGUUAAUUUGGCAGGAGUAAACACAUUUCAUAAUUUGAAAACCGGAAUUGUGGAUAAAAUGGUAAUCGUUAAAGAAGAUUGGGUAACGCGUGCCAUAAUGCACUUGGUCGAAGAAGAAAGAUACGUCGUAGAAGGCGCCGCAGCGGUUACCAUAGCGAGUAUAAUGGCAGGCCUCUUCCCUAAUCUAAAGGGUAAAAAAGUAGUAUGUGUAUUAUCGGGUGGUAAUAUCGACACAACGACACUUGCGCGAGCUCUUGAGAGGGGAAUGGCAGCGGAGGGAAGGUUGGUCAAGUUUAAGGUGACGGUGAGCGACCGGCCAGGAGGUAUGGCUGAGCUGUGCGGGUUGUUAGCCAAUCUCGGUGUAACGCUGCGAGACUGCAUUCCUGAACGCGCUUGGGUUAAGGGUGAUGUUUUUAGUGUAGAGAUGAAAGUAAUAGCAGAGACAAGAGGGUGGGAUCACACGAAAGAGUUAAUCGAGUCAAUAAAGCGAAAAUACAAAGAUUGCUUUUUCCAUGAAGCAAAUGAAAAGGCUGAUAAAGCGCCGGGAGCCAAGCGUGGUCCCUGUCUAGCGCCAAAUCCAGUGUGCAUGCAGAAAUAAUUAUUUGUUCAAACGAAGAUUCUUUGAUACUAUUGAUUUUUUAUUGUUAUUUAUAACAUGAUUAUAAUGACUUAAUAAAUAAACAAGUU
Molecule: messenger RNA, 2987 nt
Organism: Nymphalis io (European peacock)
Lineage: Eukaryota; Metazoa; Arthropoda; Insecta; Lepidoptera; Nymphalidae
Product: L-threonine ammonia-lyase-like
Exons: 9
Coding region: 1558-2898 (446 amino acids)
Biological process (GO): L-serine catabolic process; L-threonine catabolic process
Molecular function (GO): L-serine ammonia-lyase activity; threonine deaminase activity
Source: RefSeq, a predicted model, not a curated record